This is a messenger RNA of Heterostelium album PN500, 561 nucleotides long. RefSeq names its product YbhB/YbcL family Raf kinase inhibitor-like protein. The record is from RefSeq and is a predicted model, not a curated record. The transcript has 2 exons. The coding region runs from base 1 to 561 and encodes 186 amino acids. NCBI's taxonomy places the organism in Eukaryota, Evosea, Eumycetozoa, Acytosteliales, Acytosteliaceae.
AUGGAAUCAUUUCUAGGUUGGCUUUUCUAUAAUUAUAGAGGAAGAGAUAGUGGUUUGAUUAUUAAUAUACCAGAGGUUGCUCGUAUUCCUGCAACUAUUAGUUUGACCAGUAUUGAUUUUAAAGAUAAUGAGCAUAUGCCUUUGACAUCAUCACCUGCAGCGCCAGAGGGUAAAAAUAUGUCACCUCAAAUUCAGUGGGAAAACAUUCCUGAGGAAGCAAAAGAACUAGUAUUGAUACUUGAAGACCCAGAUGCACCACUUCCCAAACCUAUCUGUCACUUUGUCAUCAAAGGAAUCGAUCCAAAGACAACAAAGUGCAUAAACGCAGGUGAAAUGGUUGCUUCCAAUCCAUCAAUUACAUUUGCUCCUGCUGCUUUUGGUAGACUUGGAUACCAUGGACCAAGACCAAUUAAAGCCCACGGAUCUCACAGAUAUAUUUUCCAAAUGUACGCUCUCUCUGAUCAAUUACCACAACCAAAAAACAAAGAUGAAUUAGUUAAACAAAUGAUACCUUUAAUCAUUUCAAGAGGAGUUUUAACUGGAACAUUUGAAAGAAAAUAA